AUGCCCACAGCCUUGUACGUAUUAAUUGAAGACGUUGUUGCGGUGGAUGGUGGUGGUGGGCAGUUAUACAGAAGGGCAAUUCGUGAUAGAUAUCUCUCCAGCCCUUACUUCAGACAGAUGCUCUUUGAAAUGAAUUGCUUUUGGGGUGGCGGGUCAGUCGUCUUUGCAGCGGUCAUCACUGCUCUGGUAUUCACAACACCUAGAGACGUGGCAUAUACGGCUGAUCUUCGCAAGGAGAAGGCUGCCUGGGGGAAAUACUCCCUUCAUGGGAUUCCUUAUACCGAUGACAUCACUUGUCCUACACCCCAGACUCGGUUUAUAUCCGUUUCUGGCAGGUUGAUGUCCUCAUUACCAUUCCAGAAGCCGCAUCUCAUUUACAAGCAUGAUAUCAUUUAUGGAAUGGAACACUAUUUCGAGCCUCCGCUUCUUUAUUCUAACCAUGAAAACCCGAAUGCAAACCACAAUAUCCAAAUGUCCAUCCAUCUAUCGUCCGAUUCCCUAAUGGAGACAAAAUUGCACGUAACAGGGAAACCACCCGAACAAAAGAACGAUGCUUUGAUAAGGAGAAACAACAUCAAAGCGAAAGAACAGCAAAGGCAACUCCAGCGCCAAUCCAAGGUUGAAGGGGAUACCAUCGCCCCAAGACUAAUUAGAGAACAAGAGAUAUAA
Molecule: messenger RNA, 669 nt
Organism: Trichophyton verrucosum HKI 0517
Lineage: Eukaryota; Fungi; Ascomycota; Eurotiomycetes; Onygenales; Arthrodermataceae
Exons: 4
Coding region: 1-669 (222 amino acids)
Source: RefSeq, a predicted model, not a curated record